AUGGCGAUGCACUGGACAAAAACGAAACAAAAACAACAAAAUAAAGAAAAUGACACAUAUCAAGCACAAAUAUAUAAAAACACUGAUUAUAUACGAAAUAAAUCUUUAGACAAACUAAAUGAUAUCACAUUUAAAGAUAUUGAAAUUAAUAAACCAAGUAAUAAAGAUUUUGAAGAUAUAAAUAGUCAAAUUCAAAAACAAAAUGACGAAAUUAAUUUCACAGAUAAUAUAGACAAAAAUUCUCAAUUCGAAAUAGUACCGUUUAAAAUCAUAGAAGAAUUGAAUAGAUUAAAAAUAUAUUUAGAAAGAAAAAAUAAAGAAAGUGAUGGUUCUUGGUCGGAUUCUGGAUAUAAAAGUGAUUCGCAAAGCAGAAGUUCGUUUAAAUCGCAUCAACAAACCCAAGAUACUUUGGUCAACCAUUCUGCUAGAAGUCUAAUUAAUUUUAUAUUAAACAGUCCAUUAGUUUUGGCCGCUAAAGAAAUUGUUAUUGAAAUAUCUUGGGUGUUAGGUCGUUUGAUAGACAAAUUAUAUGUUGAAGAAAAAUAUUUUUUGUUCCUAGAAGAAGUUUUAUCAUCAAUUGAUAAUUUACUUCAAGAUAUUUAUGAAGGUGAAUCAUAUGAUGAAGAUGUAUUCAAAAAAGAUAACAACAUAAAUCGCUUAUUCCUUUUAAAUAGAUCAAAUCAUAUAAUAAAAUAUACAAUAGAAAAAAUAACAAACAUAUUAAGCACAAUACAACUAACCAAUGAUUCAUUAGAAAUAAAUAAUAUAUAUGAAACAGAGAAUUUAUCUUAUAUACUACAUAUAUUAGAAUGUCUUUUAAAAAGAUAUAUAAUAAUUAAAAAUCAAAACUCACAAAUAUGUUCACAAAGUACCGAAGAUGAGAAGUAUUUGAAGAAAAGUUCCAUAAGUAAUAUUUGGAGAAAGAAAUGGAAUCCAAAUUAUAAAAUAAUCUCAAAUGAUCCUUUAGUUGAUUCAAAAAGUAUAGAAAUUAAAUGUAUGGAGGUGUUAAAUAAAAUAAUAGUGCAAGCUAUGGAUGGGUAUAGCUUAAUAUCAUUUGCAGCCUUACAAUGUUUUAAUUUGUUACAAUCUUGAUUAUUAAAUAAAUAU
Molecule: messenger RNA, 1107 nt
Organism: Papilio xuthus (Asian swallowtail)
Lineage: Eukaryota; Metazoa; Arthropoda; Insecta; Lepidoptera; Papilionidae
Exons: 5
Coding region: 1-1092 (363 amino acids)
Source: RefSeq, a predicted model, not a curated record